AUGUAUUCUAGCAUCGCCCUCCGGUUGAAAUUGGAGGAACUGGAUAAGAUCAAGGAUAAGAAAGACAAAAUAAAAAGCAAAAUCUUUUUCAAGAAAAUUGAACAUUUGUUUGAUCCUGAGUAUACUUCUUCAUACUGUCCUAACAAUGCAGCGUAUCUAUUUCGAUGUCAAAAGUGUGGUAAAGUACUGACGAGAAGCAUUUCAAUUAUUGUACCUUGUCUUCCAAAUCGCUUUAUAAUUAGUCGACGUGGCGAUAUGAUACCUGUUCAUGACCCUAUGGAGCCAAGUGAAAAAGAAAUAAUUUCGACAGAUGAACCAUCUCAUCAAUGUAUUGAGGCUAAUGAUUAUUCGAAACAUUCACACACACCUACAUCAUCAAUUACAUUCUCGAAUUUACAUUGUCGAUCGGUAGUCACAUCAAAUAUUAAUGGACAAAUAACCAUGCCAGUUAGUCAAAAACUAACAAGUUUUUCAUGUACAGAACUUUUAAUUCAAUGGUUUAUGGAAUCAGGAAAUUGGCGCGAUGUAUUUUGGAAACUAUGGGCUACAAUAAAUCUUCAAUUAUGCAAACGUUGUGGCAAACAAUUUCCUAUAGUUGAAUUAGGAGAUGGUUGUUUCUAUCAUACGAUGACUCCCGUACCUGUUCAAUCAAGUCAUAUAGUUAAUAAUACUGUUUUGAUGAAAAACGAACUAUCAAAUAGUCUUGAUAACUGUCAACUUGAUGAUGAAUAUGAUGAUAUUUCCAGCAAUAAUCGAUUUACAUCUACAUUUAAAAAACCAGAAAAUAUCGAAUUUCAUUGUAUGAAUGCUAAAUCUCAUGAAUUAUUAUCAAAAAAACAUUCACAAUCAAAUAUUACUAAUACUGGCUUAUCAAGGCAUGAUAAACCUGAUUUCAUCUAUCCAUGUUGUGGAUUGGGCUUAUCAAGAUUCAAUUUAUUCUCAACUCAAAAUGGAUGUCACAGAAGUGAACAUAUUUUGAAUGAAGAUAGUUCAGAUCCUGUAACAAAAUUAUGUAUACAACAUCGUGAAAUGAUUAUGUCAUGGGCUACCAAACGAUCAUUCAAUCAAAAUAAUGACAAUAAUUCAUCUGAUUAUGUUAUUAAUGGUGGACAUUCACACAAUCAUAAAAUUGAUUUGAGUCAAAUUAUUUGUAAUAAAGAACUUGUUUACAAAGCUCCAGCAUUUACACUUUUAGCCUGUUUGGAUAAACAACCUGAUAAAUAUGAUAAACCAGAAAUGUCAAAUUUGUUUAAAGCAACAAUUAAUAAUCAACCUGUAGAACCAAUAUUUGAUAUCAAAUAUGAAGAUCGACUAGUUCAGAUUAACCAAUCAAAUGAUGUUGAAAAUAUAGUGAAUAGUUUAACACCAAUAAUUAAUUCGAAUGGAUUAUUAUCGUCAACACUAGAUGAACGUGUAUGGGACACGGGAAAAUGUAAUCGAAUUAAUCAAGAUAAUCAACGUCAAGAAGAUUUACGUCGAAUGCAAAAACUCACUGAAUUCUUAUGUGCACAACGUCAAAAAACAACCACGUGUUCAGAGAUACCAACUUCUAAAGAAUGUCAGGCUGGGAUUUACACACGUUUAGAUUUACAGUGGCGUUCACAAUCCAGCUUAACAUCAUCGAAAUCAGCAGUUAACCCGAUUAUUCGAAAAUCUAAAUCUCAGAUCUCUUCACUCCCAUUUCGUUAA
This is a messenger RNA of Schistosoma curassoni, 1689 nucleotides long. The record is from the annotation of a GenBank genome assembly. Lineage: Eukaryota; Metazoa; Platyhelminthes; Trematoda; Strigeidida; Schistosomatidae.